This is a messenger RNA of Aureobasidium vineae, 1065 nucleotides long. NCBI's taxonomy places the organism in Eukaryota, Fungi, Ascomycota, Dothideomycetes, Dothideales, Saccotheciaceae. The record is from the annotation of a GenBank genome assembly.
AUGUCGAUCACUGGUGGCCAGCUCAUCUCGUAUGGUAUCGGUGCCGCAUUCGCUAGCACGCAUGGAGGUUGGCGAUAUAUGGUGGGAGGCGGUGCGAUCCCCGCGAUCGUGCUAUGUGCCCUCCUACCGUUCUGUCCCGAGUCGCCCCGCCAACUCAUCUAUCACGGCAAAGAAGAUAAGGCGAAGGAUGUUAUUCGCAAGAUUUACCCCAAUGGUACCGAAGAACAGGUCAACCAGAAAUGCGAGCACAUCAGGAUACACAUCGAGAUUUCUAAGCAGAUGACUGCGGGCAAGAGUCAAUGGUGGGUGUUCAAGCAACUCUACGUUGUCCCAGCAAACUUCCGCGCUUUGGUCUCGGCAUGCGGUCUUAUGGCCAUCUCUCAGCUCGGAGGGUUCAACUCAUUGAUGUACUAUUCCUCGACGCUUUUUGCACUUGUUGGCUUCUCUAACCCAGUAGCUGUGGGUACUGUCAUUGCUGGGACCAACUUCUUCUUUACUUGGGUCAAUCUCAUGCUUGUCGACCGUGUUGGACGUCGCCGAAUCCUCCUCCUCACCAUGCCAUUCAUGGGUCUGGCUCUCAUCCUUGCUGCCAUUGCGUUCCACUGGAUCCCGGUCAACCACGACUUGACUCUCAAGGCUGGUGUCAGUGUCGGCAUCCCAGCGAAGUUAGUUCUCGUCUGCAUGGUCAUCUAUGUCGGCUUUUACUCCUCCGGUAUGGGAAACACCGCAUGGCUCAGCUCCGAGUUCUUCCCGAUGGAGGUUCGAGCCGUGGGAACGAUGAUGUUAACCAUGACGUGCUGGGGCUCCAAUAUCAUUGUGGCCAGUACGUUCCUUACCCAAAUGGAGAACACCACGCCUUCCGGCGCCUUCGGAUUCUACGCCGCGAUCUGCAUCUUGGGCUGUUUCCCAUGCGUUUACUUCUGCUACCCGGAGGUCAAGGGCAUGACUCUUGAAGACAUAAGAGAGAUCUUUUCCCAUGGGUUUGGCGUUCAGAAGGCGCGAGAGCUGCANAAGGCACAGAAGCAAAUGCCUAGCUAUGGACCAGAUGGGAAUGAGUUAGUCUAG